This is a messenger RNA of Salvia miltiorrhiza (redroot sage), 1053 nucleotides long. RefSeq names its product putative F-box protein At3g51171. The coding region runs from base 1 to 1053 and encodes 350 amino acids. The transcript has a single exon. Lineage: Eukaryota; Viridiplantae; Streptophyta; Magnoliopsida; Lamiales; Lamiaceae. The record is from RefSeq and is a predicted model, not a curated record. Gene Ontology annotation, molecular function: protein binding.
AUGAAGCCAGAUUUCUUCAAAAAUCUACCACUAGAAAUCAUCGCCGAGAUCUUCUUAAGACUACCUGUUGUAAGCAUUCCAAUAAGCAAAUGCGUUUGCAAGCGAUGGCUCCAUCUGCUGGAGUCUGAUGCAUUUGUCAAGUCCCAUUUUGCCAGAUCCGCCCCCGCCCUAGUUUUUGUGGGGGAUUCAAAUCAGUUGAAAGUUUUGGAAUUGGAAGGCUACAAUCCACUCACCAAGUAUGAUUUCCCUUACCGCUUCAUUGGAAGAAUAAGGAAUUGCUUUAAUGGUUUUCUUGUUGUAAGAGUGGGUUUUAAUAAGCUUUGUGUAUGCAAUCCGAUCACUCGUGAAGUUCUUGAGCUGGAUCUGCCUACAGAUCCACAACAAUCUACUCUAGAAGUAUCUGCUUUGGGAUUUGGGGCAAGCGAGGUAGUCUGUAUUAAACGUAGGCCCUAUGAUGAUAAAUUGGACUGUCAUGUAUACACUCUUGGAACAGGAUCAUGGAGACGCCUUGAAGGUAUUCCGUUUAAUUACCAUUCUGGUUCAGGUGCAUUUGUUAAUGGAAAUCUCCAUUGGUUAGCAACCAUUGGAGAAGAUUCGUCGUGGAUUUCUUGCUUUGAUCUUGAAACGGAAUGUUUUAGCUUCUUUAAAGCUCCUCCUUAUCAUGCUCAAGAAUUGCCCUUCAUAAGAGGAACGACCAUUUCUGCUAUGAGCGGUUGCCUAUGGUUUUGCAAGGUAGCAUCCGAAUAUGAAAGUUAUGGUGGGCGAUGUGAGCUUACUGUAUGGAUUAUGAAGGAAUAUGGAGUGGACGAAUCUUGGAGCAUGGAAUAUGUGAUCCCCAUUGAUGAUGGCUCGACAUAUGUUGAUCCCAUCAAAGUUUUCGAAAAUGGGGACCUAUUGAUGUUAGUGACGGUGUACUUCUCCGAGCGCCUUUUCUACUACUCUAACAAGACUAAAACUAUGCAAAGUAUUGAUUUGUUUGGUGCAGGGGAGACCUCUGACCGUGUCAAGUGUGGGCUUUUCACUCCCACCUUUGUUUCACUCAAAACUUUAUAG